UCCUAACGUUUAGAUCUUCUCAACGCGGCCAAAUAGCAGAGCUAAAGUGAAUAAAGUGCGCGUUCGUAUUCAUACAAAAAUCAGAUUUCCAAAUACUGAUAUCCUUUUAGCAAAAAUGAAUACCACAACUAGUCCACAUCGCGCACGCGUUAAUCCGGUCUCUUCGCAUGCCAUUUGUUAUCCAACAACGGAUGUCCGUUCGCCGGCUGUGCAUGGAUCGCGCGUUUACCAGGGCUUAAAAACAUCAGAGAAUGAAGAAAUGGGCUGUGUGGAGAUACUCGCUACAGCGAUUUCCAUCGUCGUCAUGAUACUCACCUUUCCCAUUUCCAUAUUUGUCUGCUUCAAAGUUGUGUCCGAGUAUGAGCGCGCCGUCAUCUUUCGUAUGGGUCGGCUGCGUAGCGGCGGCGCACGCGGUCCCGGUGUCUUCUUUGUGCUACCCUGCGUGGAUGACUAUUGUAAAGUGGAUUUGCGUACGGUCUCAUUUGACGUGCCACCACAGGAGGUGCUCUCCAAGGAUUCAGUGACCGUGACAGUUGAUGCGGUAGUCUAUUAUCGCAUUAGUGAUCCGCUGAAGGCUGUCAUACAGGUAUCAAAUUAUAGUCACUCAACACGUCUGCUGGCCGCCACAACGUUACGUAAUGUGCUGGGCACUCGCAACUUAUCGGAAUUGUUGACGGAGCGUGAAACGAUUUCGCAUACCAUGCAAGUUUCAUUGGAUGAAGCAACCGACCCGUGGGGCGUGAAGGUGGAACGUGUGGAGAUUAAGGAUGUUUCGCUACCAACGGCACUGCAACGCGCGAUGGCAGCUGAAGCGGAAGCAGCACGUGAGGCACGCGCUAAAGUUAUCGCAGCCGAGGGUGAAAUGAAGUCCUCGCGUGCUUUGAGAGAGGCAUCUGAAAUUAUAUCGGCCAGUCCGUCAGCUUUGCAAUUGCGGUAUUUACAAACGCUUAGCAGUAUUUCGGCCGAAAAGAAUUCAACCAUCAUAUUUCCCCUGCCCAUGGAAUUAUUGACACCAUUUUUGGGACAUUGCACAACCAAUCACCUCUGCCGACAACACGCCGCCCAAGGAGGCAACCAUCAGUGACAAUCGCUGCUGGAAGAGUAUCUUAGUGCUCUGCAAUUAUACGAAAUCGACUAUAAAGGAGAACGAAAUCAAAAACACAACUAAAAUUCGCGAAACCAGCUAAUCGCUGCCUAAAAUGCAACAACAAACAACUAAACAAAUACACAACCCACAUCUCAUUACAACUAGAAUAUAUAAAAUAUGUAUGUAUUUCCAAAAGUUGAAGAAAUAAAAAACAUUUUUUUUUUUUGGUAUUUUUAAAUAUCUUAAAUUUAUUUUAUUGUACUUUAAAAUUAGCAAGACUUAAAAAUACGGGUUUUUCAUAUGUAAGCAAUUAUUCACAAACGUACAUACAACAGUAAAUCAGUAGAAAAUUAAAGGUUUACCUUGAACGGGUGCUUUUUGAAAACUAGAAAUUUUGUUGAAUAGGCAGAGAUUAUGUUAUUAAAAGUGUUUCUUUUAGCCUUUGAUGAUAUUCUUCCGUUUCCGUCAUUUAUGUAUGUACAAACAUUUGUAUGUUUUCAAAUUCAAGAGAUUUCAAACGAAUUUUUCAUUUACGCUGCGAAAACGUAACUUCUUCUUCUUCGUCUUAAAUCUGGACUCUUUAAUUUCUUUUCUGCAUAUAGUGUGUGUGUAUGUUAGUCUCAAAACUAAAACUUAUUCUAUGAUAAGUUAUUCUCUCAUUUUUAUAUAUAUAUGAUUGUGAAGUGUAGAUAUUGAUUUAAAGAAAAUAGCAUUAUUUUCUUUGUUUUUGUGUUUUUGGAAAUUCACUUUUGAUUAAAAUUCAUAUUAUAUCUAAUGGCGAUCACGAGAAUCUGAUCGGCUGCGUCUGUCUCUUGAAAAAC
Ceratitis capitata (Mediterranean fruit fly) is the source of this 1908-nucleotide messenger RNA. Its product is annotated as band 7 protein AGAP004871. The coding region runs from base 116 to 1084 and encodes 322 amino acids. The transcript has 4 exons. Lineage: Eukaryota; Metazoa; Arthropoda; Insecta; Diptera; Tephritidae. Gene Ontology annotation, cellular component: plasma membrane. The record is from RefSeq and is a predicted model, not a curated record.